GGAAUCAUUUGAAAAUGUUUUAAAGUUUUAUUCUAAACUUUUUAAUAUGAAUGAAAAGGAAGUUGAAUUAUUUUUACCAAAAAAUUUACUUUGGCAGAGCUUAACAUAUAAGACCUAUUUUCAUGGAAAAUAUCCAUAUAAUGAAAAGUUAGCAUUUCAAGGUCGUAUUGUUCUUAAAUUUCAUAUAUCUUUAAAAAUGAGUGAAUCUAUUGAUAAGAACAAAGAUAUAUUUACAUUGAGAAAAAUAGAAGAUCUUAUUAAUUCUAAGGUAUUGGGAGAAUUGGCAUUAGAAUAUGGUAUUUUAGAAGUUUUACGUUGGAAUCCAGCUUAUAAAGAUAUUAUGAGGAGUGGAUUAUUAAAAGUAGCAUCAGAAUCAUUAUGUGCUAUUGUAGGAGCGAUAUUUUUGUAUAGAGGAGGAGCAGCUACAAAAAAGUUUAUUGAAGAAAAGAUUUUUAUAAAGAAUAAUAUAUUGGAGUUUAAUAAUCAUAAAUAAUUAAAUAUUUAAUCUCCAAAAAAAUGCAUUUUCAAAAAGAAAUCC
This is a messenger RNA of Pneumocystis carinii B80, 538 nucleotides long. RefSeq lists its product as hypothetical. The record is from RefSeq and is a predicted model, not a curated record. Gene Ontology annotation, cellular component: mitochondrial large ribosomal subunit. Bases 47 to 493 code for a protein of 148 amino acids. The transcript is spliced from 3 exons. Lineage: Eukaryota; Fungi; Ascomycota; Pneumocystomycetes; Pneumocystales; Pneumocystaceae. Gene Ontology annotation, biological process: mitochondrial translation; RNA processing. Gene Ontology annotation, molecular function: structural constituent of ribosome; ribonuclease III activity.